CUCAGUGCGCAUGCGUCCCACAUUCUUUCGCUGCAGAUUUUCCAUUCACCCCCAAAUUUUCUUCCUGUGAGUGAGUGUAACUUUAUGGCCAGAUACAUGAGGCCUCCAAAUACGUCUUUGUUUGUCCGAAACAUCUCCGAUGAGUCCAGGCCUGAGGAUUUGCGGCGUGAGUUUGGCCGCUAUGGGCCGAUAGUAGAUGUCUACAUCCCACUUGACUUCUAUACACGUCAACCAAGAGGAUUUGCAUACAUUCAAUUUGAAGAUGUACGCGAUGCAGAAGAUGCCCUUCACAGCCUGGACAGGAAGUGGGUGUGCGGCCGGCAAAUUGAAAUCCAGUUUGCACAGGGCGACAGGAAGACUCCUAACCAGAUGAAAUCAAAGGAGCGGCGUUCUCCAGGUAGAUCCUCUCGAUACGACGACUACGAUCGGGACAGCCGACGCAGACGUUCACGCAGCCGCAGCUACGACCGUUACGAUCGCUACAGAUCAAGGAGCCCGUCUUAUGAUCGACACCGUAGAAGAUCUGAGAGUCCCAGAGAGUCACGAGGGCGGGCAUAUGGGAGAGGAAGAAGCAGGAGCCGUGAAGACGACCGGUACAAGCAGAGGCCUCGCAGAGAGUCCAGAGGCAGAUCUCGCUCACGCUCCAAGUCCGCGUCUCCUCGAGAAAACGUCAACCCAGCGUCGACCUCCCAUUACACAGAGGAAAAAGUGCACCACACCCGCUCCCCGUCCCACUCCAGGUCCCGCUCCGCAUCAAGAUCCCGUUCUCGUUCACGCUCCCGGUCCAGAUCCUGGGCUGGGCGUAAAUCAGGAGGUCGCUAGAUAAACGUAUCUGCUCCCCGUCUCUCUGUUAUUAUGUCAGCUGGACCCCGAGUCGGUCUUUUGUUUGAAUGUAACAUCCACUGAACCAUUUAUAGAGAAGUUUUGUUUUUCUGCAGCUCUGUUUUUAAGAACAAUAAUGGUCCUCUGCUCCGUUUUAUAAAAGUGUUUUGGUGCGUUUCCCCCUGAAGGGAAUAAGAAACAGUCGAUAUCUGUGUUCAGUGGUAGUCGGCCAGGACUUAGCCUUUUUUAUAUGUGGUUACUGAUUUUUUUUUCCUUCUAACCCCUAUGCAUUUUCCAGAAAAAAUAAAACACAUUCAGUAUUUUAAAAGGAAUCCAGUUUGUUGACCUACCAAACCAGCAUUUCUGUGUAUUUUAUCACAAUCAUAAACGUCAUCCUUUUUAUUCAACUAUUGACCUUUAUCCGCAGCAGGAGGGUAUCCCAAAAUCUGGAAUAUAAGUUGCACCCUGUUUGGCAUGUCUCCUUGAAAGAAAACGGGAACUGUCUUCCUGUUUGAUGAUUUCAGCAAAGUCCACAUCACACAUGUUCAUGUACUGUCUGCUCUCUCCAUGUGGAGUUAGCGCUCUAGCUAGCUUACAGUAGUUGAGCUCUCAGUCUUUGAUAGUUGUGAAGUAUAGACCUACAUCCUUGAGUCACUCAGUCUACUUCCUUUUGUCUCUUUAUGUCUGAACUGAAGAUUUCUUUUUAAACCAAAUCAGCUAGCUUAGUUAAUGUGGGCAAAUAUGUAAAUAGCUGCCAAUAUUUUUAGUUUUAGGCAGCACCAACAGAUCCAUAUCAGCCAUAGUCGUCUUUGUUAAUGCUUAUUCCUUAAACUCUGAAGAAAUGUGAACUACAUUUCUAUAUCAGUAUCGUGUAAGAUAAUUCUGUAAAUAUUGACACAUUAAAGAUUGCCAAAUAUUUUCCAUCCCUAAAAUCAGCACAACAGAGGCUUUAUUUUAUGAUCGUUAAACCCAUGUUUAUGGUAAAUGCAGGAUUAUAAUCUAAUGAGGGAGAAAAGCUGUUAAAAAGUGGUGCAACAAGCAUCAAAUAGGGAUACAACUGCUGGAGACAAUUUUAGUCACGUCAGGUUGCGUGUCAUGUGUGAUGACGGCUGCUUUUGAUGCAAUAAUGGUUCAUGUCUUCAUAUUUUAUACACUCAACUUUAAAGAUGAAAUAAAGGCAUUAAAAGUGCCUCUCAUAUACCAGAUUUUACUGUCAGUACUUCUUGAUUUUUCCUCUUUCUGUCAGGUUUCAUUUGAUUUUGACCUGAAUCAUUCUUCAAUAAUUACUUCAUGGAAAUUAACCUGUAACAAAAAUCAGAGGCAGACUUGAAGCUCCUGCAAGGAACUUCUGAUUUGUUGGUUUUGGCGCCCACUGUGGACAAAGCAGUAACUGCUAUCUUUUUGCUUGUCUUGUCCUAUGCAUACGUAUACUAUUUGUUUGUUUGGGGAAUUUUUGCGUUUAUUAGAUGGGAUAGCUAAAGAGAAACAGGAAAUACGCAGAGAGUGACAUGCCAGGAUCAGGAUUUGAACCUGUGUCCAGUGCUCUGAGGAUUGGAGCCUCUAUGGCUCCAGCAGAGUUAAAUUGACACCCAUGCAGUGUUUGAUGACAACUAAUCUCAUGUUGCUGUCUUCAAAGGUCAAAGGUAUCACAUGACGAAAAUAUAAUUUUGGAAAAAUGCAUAAAAAGUAAAAUGUGUGUUUUAUUCCCUUGUUAGAGACUUUGCUCAUGGCAGCAGUUUGAGGCAUUAAAAUGACUGAAUAAAGCUUUCUUGCUUACA
Molecule: messenger RNA, 2600 nt
Organism: Cheilinus undulatus (humphead wrasse)
Lineage: Eukaryota; Metazoa; Chordata; Actinopteri; Labriformes; Labridae
Product: serine/arginine-rich splicing factor 10-like
Exons: 6
Coding region: 85-822 (245 amino acids)
Molecular function (GO): RNA binding
Source: RefSeq, a predicted model, not a curated record